UUGUUGUCUCGCACAUCUACUCAAUCAUGCCACAGGUAUCGCGUGUUGGAGUUUUGUGGAAAAAAGGAGGAAACACUUUUUUUGACGAAAAAAAAUUCUAGAGAAUUGUGUACGAAGGUUGAGAGAUAAUUUCGCCGUGCUCGAAUUUUUCUCGAGAAGAGAAAAAAAGGGUUGAAACUUUUGUGGUCUCUGUGGUCAACAUUUUGGUUUGGUUGAGUGCACCGACGUUAAUCGCAUUAAAGCUUUUUGUAAAAUUGGAUCUGGCCGUAAUAAUUAGCACCAACUCUUCUCCUUUUGUGCUGGCUCCUUAUUUUUCUCAAAACGCGUGUGAACAAUCUGAAGUGUCAUUGUUUUUAUUGAAUUGGUCUCGUUCGUUCUGGGAAGUCAGCUCCAAAUUUCGAUCAGGGUUGUUGAUUUUUCUUUUUGUCAAAGUUUCGAUCUUGAUCGAAUUGAAGAGCUAUAUAAUCGUUCUACUAUUAUUGCAUUGGGGCAAUUUUGAUCUGAAAGCAUUGGUCUUUGUGGAGUAUCUGAUGAAAUGAGAAGCAAGGAAUGGGUUAUCAGAAUCGGGGUGGUUUAGUUUUAUGGUUGAUUCUCAUCUCUGGGUUCUUGGUGGUAACAACCUUGGAAGAGAAUAUAGAAAAAGAUGAGGCUUUUCUUACUCAAUUCGUGGCUCCAUCAACAGGGAUGGUCAAUGAACAAAUGGUAGAAUCGUCAUGGACGCGGAGUUGUUGGCAAGAUUCAGAUUGUGUGAAGGAAGCUGUUGCAGUAUUCAAUUUAUGUUUACCAGCAUCAAGGGAGCUAUUUGGUUUCCAGCAUUCACAUACUCUUCUUGGUUGUAUCCAAGAACAAGCAAAGUUGAAUGGUCUUAACCUCAAGUAUCGCAAGCUCUUACCAUAUGUGUUUCAUACUCCAAGGAGAAAUCUAGCUUCUAGACCUGUCUCCCUCUCCCCUUCCCCUUCCCCUUCCCCUCCUCCUAAGCGUAGUCGAGGCCCACCUACCCGAUCAAGAUCCCCAUCUCCUAGUAAUUCAUUUUUUCCACCAACAAGAUCUCCACCUCCUCUUCCUCCUGCUAAGAAAACAGCUUCAUCUGCCAAAAGAAAAGAGGAACAUGAGAAAACAAUCAUCAUCGCGGUUGUUUCCACUGCUGUUUCAACGUUUCUGCUUGCUGCAUUGCUCUUCUUAUGCUGCACCAGAGUUUGCGGAAAGGGUGCAGGAGGCCGGAAAAAUGAUGAACGGCCUCUUCUCAGUUUAAGCAGUAGCGAACACUCUGUUGGUUCCUCCAUCAACUAUGGUGGUUCUAUCAAAGGAGGUAAUCAGUCCUUUAACAUUUACUCAAACCAAGAAAAGAUGUCUUCUUUCGAUGGAAGCAACUCCGACACUUCUGAUUCCUUAGAAGAAAGGCUAUCACACGAAGGAAUGCGUAAUAAUAAUAUUAACGGCAGUCACGGGCUUCCUCCUUUGAAGCCUCCACCUGGAAGAACAUCUUCCGCACAUUUAGGGAAGCCUCCUUCUGGAAAAGUUGAGCCUCUUCCACAUGAACCACCCAAGUUUCUUAAGGUAUCCUCAAACAAGGGUUCUCAUCAUCCUCAAACGCCAGUUCCACCACCGCCCAUGCCAUCUUCUGCUGGUCCUCCACGACCACCACCUCCAGCUCCUCCGCCUGGUUCUGGUGGCCCUAAGCCACCUCCUCCUCCUGGACCAAAAGGACCACCUCCUCCUCCUGGACAAAAAGGACCACGUCCACCCCCACCGAUGAGUCUUGGUCCAAAAGCUCCUCGACCGUCUUCUGGACCUGCAAAAUCACCAUCAGAUGAUGAUGGUGCUCCCAAAACAAAGCUGAAGCCGUUUUUCUGGGAUAAAGUGCAAGCAAAUCCAGAACAUUCGAUGGUUUGGAACGACAUAAGAUCAGGGUCCUUCCAGUUCAAUGAAGAGAUGAUAGAGUCGUUAUUUGGAUAUGCAGCUGCAGACAAGAUCAAAAGCGACAAGAAGGGAGCCUCUGCGCCACAGUUUGUUCAGAUUCUUGAACCAAAGAAAGGACAAAACCUAUCGAUUCUCUUGCGUGCUUUGAAUGCAACUACUGAAGAAGUGUGUGAUGCACUUCGUGAAGGAAAUGAGCUUCCUGUAGAAUUCAUUCAGACUCUGUUAAAGAUGGCGCCAACACCGGAAGAAGAGCUAAAGCUUAGAUUAUACUGUGGUGAAAUAGCUCAGCUGGGAACAGCUGAACGAUUCCUGAAAGCAGUAGUUGAUAUCCCUUUCGCUUUCAAGCGUCUUGAGGCACUUCUAUUCAUGUGUACACUCUAUGAAGAAAUUGCCUUUGUUAAAGAGUCGUUUCAGACAUUGGAGGUUGCUUGUCAAGAACUUAGGGGAAGUAGGCUGUUCCUGAAGCUCCUAGAGGCGGUUCUUAAGACCGGAAAUCGAAUGAACGAUGGUACAUUUAGAGGUGGCGCUCAAGCUUUUAAGCUUGACACUCUUUUGAAACUAGCAGAUGUGAAGGGAACCGAUGGGAAAACAACGCUACUCCAAUUCGUUAUUCAAGAGAUAAUCAGAACCGAAGGGAGGAGAGCUGCACGUACCAUCAGAGAGAGCCAAAGCUUCUCCAGUGUCAAAACAGAAGAUCUAAUGGCAGAGGAAGCCUCUGAAGAGAUGGAAGAUAGUUACCGCAAUCUUGGACUUCAGAAAGUCUCAGGCUUGAGCAGUGAGCUUGAACAUGUGAAGAAAUCAGCAAACAUCGACGCUGAUGGUUUGACAGGGACAGUUCUUAAAAUGGGCCACGCCUUGUCGAAGGCUCGAGACUUUGUCAACUCAGAGAUGAAGAGUUCAGGUGAGGUAAGUGGGUUUCGUGAAGCGCUUGAGGAUUUCAUUCAAAAUGCGGAAGGAAGCAUUGAGUCGAUUCUAAUGGAAGAGAAGAGGAUAAUGGCUCUGGUGAAGAGCACAGGGGACUACUUCCAUGGGAAAGCAGGGAAAGAUGAAGGGUUGCGUUUGUUUGUGAUUGUACGCGAUUUCUUGAUAAUCUUGGAUAAGAUCUGCAAAGAAGUCAAAGGAAGACCGGUAAAGAUGGCGAGAAAACAGGGCUCAACAGCUUCAGCUUCAGCUUCUUCUGAAACUCCGAGACAAGCACCAUCGUUAGAUCCUAAACAGAAGCUGUUUCCUGCUAUUACAGAGCGACGCAUGGAUCAGUCUAGUUCAGAUUCAGACUAAACAAAAAAAAAAA
Messenger RNA from Brassica oleracea var. oleracea, 3211 nucleotides. Its product is annotated as formin-like protein 5. The record is from RefSeq and is a predicted model, not a curated record. NCBI's taxonomy places the organism in Eukaryota, Viridiplantae, Streptophyta, Magnoliopsida, Brassicales, Brassicaceae. Gene Ontology annotation, biological process: actin nucleation; actin cytoskeleton organization. The transcript is spliced from 7 exons. Gene Ontology annotation, molecular function: actin filament binding. The coding region runs from base 550 to 3198 and encodes 882 amino acids.